AUGGCGGACGCCCUCCGAAUCACGGCACCGCCUAACCUGCCCAGCCUCGUCAGGACAGCUUUCUCCCGCGCCGCCGCCAAUGGCGACCUGACAUACUACCAGACCCAGGUGGCCAUCCUCACGCCAGGCUCAAUCCCGCCUUUCCAGCUCCGCUUCUCUCCUUCACUAGCAUCCAAGCCCAAAAACACCAAGCCACAACAACCCAAGGACAAGCCCGCCGCCCCAUUCAACCCUUUCGCAGACCCCGACCCGGCGCUGCUCAUCGCCAGGCUCCCCCAGCCGGCGACACACACCUUGGUGCUGAACAAGUUCGCCAUCGUGCCGGGCCACUUCAUCCUCAUCACCAACGACUUCAAGCCGCAGACGCACCUCCUCGAGGCGGACGACCUGGAGGCGGCGUAUGCGUGUAUCCGCGCUUAUCGCGAGGACGCCGCCCAGCGCAAGGCCACCGUCACCAGCGGCGGCGGCAAUGGCGGAGGCGGCGAGGAGGAGGAACGGGGCAGCGACCUCUUUGUCUUCUUCAACUCCGGCCCCUUCAGCGGAGCAAGCCAGCCUCAUCGGCACUUGCAGCUCCUCCCCAUACAGAACAUGAAGGUCGGGCUGCCACCAUCUUCCGCCCCCACCUCCAUGACCGCUUCCUCAUCUUCCUCCUCUGAUCCCCAGGGUCCAGCUGGAAGUGAUGAAUGGACACCGCUCAUCGACAGCCUUCACCCUGACUCGGCGCAAGAAGAAGAGAGCGCAACAACAAUAAGCAGGAGGAGAAGGUGCCCCUUUGAGAUAUUCUCGACUCCCAUCACACCACAGAUGUCCGCCCAGGAAAGACACGCCGCGUAUAUACAGUUGUACCGCAGAGCCUGUGCGGCGGUGCAGGCGUUCAAGUCCCCGCCGCAGCAGACUCAAAAGCUUCCUCCUCCUCCUCCUCCUCCUCGGCAAGCAGAGUCACCAGCAGAGUCACUAGCGGCAGCGGGGGAAGAAGCUCAGAUCAGCUACAACCUCGCCAUGACGAGUUCGGUCCUGGCCUUGUGUCCGCGGCUCGCCGAGGGGUCAGUCAUAUACGAUGACGCCAGAGGUGGUACAGGCGACGGCAGCGGUGACAGGCCCAUCAUUGGCAAGAUUGAACUCAACGGCACUGUGCUUGCGGGCACCGCGCUCGUCAAGAGUCAGGCCGAGUGGGAUGCGGUGCGCAAAAAUCCGGGCCUGCUGCUCAGUGUGCUCGAAAAGAUUGGCAUACCGACACAGGACGCGCGUCCCAUACCCACAACAAGAGAACUCUCACUUUAA
Messenger RNA from Microdochium trichocladiopsis, 1281 nucleotides. RefSeq names its product HIT-like domain-containing protein. The transcript has a single exon. The coding region runs from base 1 to 1281 and encodes 426 amino acids. NCBI's taxonomy places the organism in Eukaryota, Fungi, Ascomycota, Sordariomycetes, Xylariales, Microdochiaceae. Gene Ontology annotation, molecular function: ATP:ADP adenylyltransferase activity; ATP binding. Gene Ontology annotation, biological process: nucleotide metabolic process. The record is from RefSeq and is a predicted model, not a curated record.